Messenger RNA from Amborella trichopoda, 2607 nucleotides. RefSeq names its product Pentatricopeptide repeat (PPR-like) superfamily protein (gene AHG11). Lineage: Eukaryota; Viridiplantae; Streptophyta; Magnoliopsida; Amborellales; Amborellaceae. Gene Ontology annotation, molecular function: protein binding; RNA binding. The record is from RefSeq and is a predicted model, not a curated record. Gene Ontology annotation, biological process: RNA modification.
GACCUGACCAGGUACCCGACCGGUAAACCUGGGAUCUAACCAGACCCAGGACCUAAUGGGUAGACUUGAGACCCGAUGGGCAUGGGUCGAAAUUUUGGAUCCGAAAAGUCUCGUCCGGGUCUAAAACCUGUACUGUUUUUCUCUCUCUCAAUUAGGUUCAAACUGUGAAUCCCCCACAUGGAUUUAUGCAAAAGUGGCAAAAAAUGAUCGCCCAAUAUGAAAAUCUUAACUAUCUCUCUCUAGAUCAAGUCAGUGCGUGAGCUCUCUCUGCAGCUAUUAAUCUCUCUCUCUCACGAUAUUGCAAUGCAAUGCUUCCAGUUUCCUCCCAAUUUCUAUAAUCUAAAACCAACAUGAAUUCUUGACUCUCUCCCUCUCUCGAUAUCGCAAUGCAAUGCUUCCAGUUUCCUCCCAAUUUCUAUAAUCUAAAACCAACAUGAAUUUCCUGACUCUCUCUCUCUCUGAACCACACCCAACCAUGAGCAACCAAGGAUGGAGCCCAAGAGAGCAACACUGCAUCUCUCUCCUCAAGAGAACCAACAAUCCUCUCUCUCUCUUCCAAAUCCAUGCCCACAUGCUCAGAAAUGGCUUGGAAACCAAUCUCUCUCUUCUCACCAAAUUCAUCGCCGCCUUAUCAGAAGCCUCUGGAUUCCGGCACCCACUUGAUGGAAUCCGGCAUGCUCAAAAGGCCUUCGAUUGCCGCCUCUCUCAAGACCCAUUUCUCUGCAACUCCAUGAUCAGAGCCCACACUCUCCAUAACCAAUUCCAUGAGUCUUUCUCUCUCUACAAAACACUGAACCGACAAAAAACUUUUGGUUUCAGACCAGAUUGCUACACCUUUCCAUUUUUGGUCAAAUCCUGUGCUACCAACUCAGCCAUUGAUGAAGGGAAGCAACUCCACACCCAUGUAUUCAAACUUGGAUUUCGGUUUGAUCUCUUUGCUUCUACUGCUAUGGUCGAUAUGUAUUCAAAAUUUGGAAAUUUGAUCGAAGCUCAAAGACUUUUCGAAGACAUGAGAGAGAGAAGCUUGGUUUCAUGGACCACCAUUGUUGCUGCUUUUGCCAGAGCUGGAGACAUGGCCAUGGCUGAAAAUUUAUUUAGAGCCAUGCCUGAUAAGGACCUCAUUGCUUAUAAUGCCAUGAUUGAUGGGUAUGUCAAGGCCAUGGAUAUGACUUCUGCAAAGGAAGUCUUUGAUGAAAUGCCUGAGAGAAAUGUGGUUUCUUGGACCACCAUGAUCACUGGUUACUGUAAAGCUGGAGCUCUCGACAGAGCUAGGGUUUUGUUUGAUCAAAUGCCUGAGAAAAAUUCAGUUUCUUGGAGUGCUAUGAUUAGUGGGUAUAGGCAAAACAGAGAGCCAAGCUUGGCCAUUGAAUUAUUCAGAGAAUUUCAAGUUAGCUCGACUUUGGACCCAGAUGCAAACAUGGUGAGGAGCUUGGUUCCAGCCAUAGCGGAUGUGGGUGCGCUAAGGCUUGGCAAGUGGGUCCAUGCCUAUGCUCGACGAAUGGGAUUUACUCACGACGUUAGGCUUUGCACAACGUUAGUGGAUAUGUAUGCGAAGUGUGGGGACAUCGAUGAGGCAAGAAGAGUGUUCGAUGAGAUGGUGAAUAGAGAAACAGGAACUUGGAAUGCUUUGAUUGGCGGUUUAGCAGUGAAUGGGAGGGGGAGGGAGGCUUUGAUAGUUUUCUCGGAGAUGAGGGAGAAAGGGGUGAGGCCUAAUGCGGCAACAAUGGUAGUGGUUCUUAGGGCUUGCGGGCACGCGGGGUUGGUGGAGGAAGGGAAGAGGAUCUUUGAAGGCAUGUUGAAGGUGGUUAGAGAAAGAAAGGAGGGGGAGGUGGUGUUGGGAGAGGUGGUGAGGGGAGGUGCUGAGAGAGAGGAUGAUGGGAAAAGGAAAUUAAGAGAGAAGGUGAAGUUGGGUCAUGAGAGAGAAGAUAUGUGCAGCGGAGAGAGAGCCUCUGAGGGGGUCAGACAAAGUAAGGGGAUAUAUGGAGAGAUGAUGAGAGGGGAUGAUGAGAGACAUGGGAGAAUUAUUCUCAUUGCUAAAGAGGGGAAGAUGAAUUUUAGAGAGAGAAUAAGUGGUUAUGAUGAGAGAGAAAAUUUUGGGGUUGCACCUGAAAUUGAGCACUAUGGGUGCAUGAUUGAUCUAUUGGGGAGGGCUGGGUUUUUGGAUGAGGCUGAGGAAUUAAUUGAGAGAAUGCCAUUUGAAGGGAAUGACGUGGUUUGGAGCUCUUUGCUCUUUGCUUGCAGGUGUUAUGGGGAUGUGAAGAGGGCAGAGAGAGUGGUGGGGAGAUUGGGAAGAGAGGGUUGGAGUGUUGCGGAUUGGGUUGGUUUGAGGAAUGCAUAUGCAGGAGAAGGGAGGUGGGGUGAUGUGGAGGGAAUGAGAGGGUUGAUGAUAGAGAAAGAGGAGAGGAAAAGUGUUGGAUGUAGUGUGAUUGAGGUUGAUGAGAGAGUGUGGGAAUUUUUGGCUUGUGAUAGGAGGCACCCUGAUUGGAAGGAAAUAUAUGGGAUGUUGGGACAGUUGGGGAAGCACAUUACAGAGGGUGGUUGAUGUUUUGUGUGUGUGUGAGAGAGAGAGAGAGGGGGGGAGUUGAUACUUAGAGAGAGAGAGAGGGU